Molecule: messenger RNA, 1912 nt
Organism: Uranotaenia lowii
Lineage: Eukaryota; Metazoa; Arthropoda; Insecta; Diptera; Culicidae
Gene: Uxs
Product: UDP-glucuronic acid decarboxylase 1
Exons: 5
Coding region: 120-1505 (461 amino acids)
Biological process (GO): D-xylose metabolic process
Cellular component (GO): cytoplasm
Molecular function (GO): NAD+ binding; UDP-glucuronate decarboxylase activity
Source: RefSeq, a predicted model, not a curated record
AUAAUAAUAAUACCAAAAGGGAAGGAAAAUUGAAACAACUCGGUUCGUUUUCACGGAUGGAUACUAUCUGAUCUGGGGAGUCAGCUGGAAACCGAUUUCUUCUGCCUGUUCAGUCAGUAAUGGUGCUUUCGAAGCGAAAGAUGAAGCAACUAUUUGCGUUCGGUGUGGCCACAGUGCUCGUUGUUUGCCUGUACAAAUCGUGGGGUAAUCCGACCGGGGCGAAGCUUACCCUGGGUAUAGGGAAUGCCGAUGCUGGGCUGCUGGAUAACGAAGUUGACCGGACCCGGUACGAACACCACCGGUUUGACCAUCGUCUGAAACCUGAUGAUGGGGAAAAAGUGGUAUUGCGCAAUGUAGAGAACAACAACGUACUAGUGGGUGCGCCUGGCGAUCGUGAAGCUCACCUGGAAGAGUUGCACCAGGCCAAGAAGCAGAUCCUGGUGCUGGAGCGCAAAAUUCAAGAACUGGAAGGACGUAUUCCACGCCGGUAUCCGGAUGUAACGUUUUUAAACUACAAGAAUCGGAAACGGAUAUUGAUAACCGGUGGAGCUGGUUUUGUGGGAUCGCAUCUAGUGGACUACCUGAUGAUGCAGGGCCACGAGGUGAUCGUAGCGGACAACUUUUUCACCGGUCGGAAGCGUAAUGUUGAGCACUGGUUGGGUCACGAGAACUUUGAACUGAUCCAUCACGAUAUCGUAAAUCCACUGUUCAUCGAGGUGGACGAGAUAUAUCACCUGGCCAGUCCGGCAAGCCCGCCGCACUACAUGUACAAUCCGGUUAAAACGAUCAAAACCAAUACUCUGGGUACGAUCAACAUGCUGGGGCUGGCCAAGCGAGUGGGAGCUAAGGUGCUGAUAGCAAGUACUUCGGAAGUUUACGGCGAUCCUGAUGUGCAUCCGCAGCCGGAAACCUACUGGGGUCACGUUAAUCCCAUUGGACCCAGGGCGUGUUAUGACGAGGGCAAACGUGUUGCCGAAACGCUCAGCUACGCUUAUGCCAAACAGGAAAAUGUGAAUGUCCGAGUGGCUAGGAUUUUCAAUACCUAUGGACCCCGAAUGCACAUGAACGAUGGGAGGGUUGUCUCGAAUUUCAUCAUUCAAGCCUUGCAGAACCAGUCAAUUACGAUGUACGGCAGUGGCAAGCAGACGCGCUCAUUUCAGUAUGUGUCUGACUUGGUGGACGGAAUGGUGGCGCUGAUGGCAUCCAACUACACACAACCUGUCAACUUGGGCAACCCGGUGGAACGCACGAUUGAGGACUUUGCCGAAAUCAUUCGCGAUUCGGUCGGAUGCAAAAGUAAAAUCGUGGAACUGCCGGCCGUUGAGGAUGAUCCGCAGCGUCGCAAACCGGACAUUUCGAGAGCCAAAAAAUACCUCAACUGGGAACCGAGGGUUCCACUGAAAGAAGGCCUUAUAAAGACCAUCGAAUACUUUCGGAAAGAACUUGCCCGUUCUAACCACUCACAGCGGAAUAUUUUUGUUCCGGAGGCGACUGAUAAAGAGUAGCACAAUUCUGGGGGCAUUAAAUUCGAAGUGAUUAAGCUCAACGUCUGAAUCAAGGCUUCAUCCAUAGUACAAUCCUAGAGGGGAUUAAUUUUGGAAAAAUCAUUUUGGUAAGUCUUUUUGAACUAUGUUUUUCCGAUGAAUUCCAAAUUUUCCAUGGUGGAUUUCUAGGCCAGAAAGAUCUAAACCGUAAUUGACUCGAAGCCAUUAGUACCUAUUAAAGCAUAUAUUAGGUGAACUGUUAAUUUUGUGUUAUAAACCACAUGAUUUUGAACCAUGUUUCUAUUGUGCAUAUAUUUUCCUGCUCUAGUCUGUCUGUUUUUUGUUUGUGUAAGAACUCAUUGGGAUUUAAGUGAGUUAAUUUUUAUCGUAUGGUUGCGAAAUAUAUUGUAUGAAAAAGAUGGUAUAUA